CAAUGACGUGAUGAAUGUUUACUACAAUGGCAACGCCUCGACUUCUCCCACAGUUUCACGCGCAUUGUCUUUCGGUUCUCACGUGUUAAUGCACUUUUCCCGUCCUGGUUAGGUGGCCGAAUACUACUGUAUCGUGGUUGCUCGUGUGUGGAAUACUUCAGUGUUUGUAGAAGUUGCCAUAAGGCGUCAUAGCAGACGUAUGUGACUCACUCGUUUGCUUUCUGAGUGAUUUUCUGCGAAUUUUCCUGUAGUUUAAUUGCAUUGUUUUUGUUAUAAUCAGUAGCCAAUCUUUGAAUGAUAUUACGAGCGUCGUGCAAAGUGUCUGUGUAUCAUGGUAAUAUUGGGGCUUUCUCUCCCGUCUCCCGCGUUGUGGAGACUGUGCUGAGUCCCCAGUGAUGUUCUCAGCCCUAGCUUACCAGUUAUCUUCAAAGUUUCUGGAAGAGCAGAAGUGUUCGUGCCUGGAGCCGCGCGUCAAGUGCCGCACGAUGUCGAAGAAGCCGGCCGCGCAGCCGACGCUGCACAAGGUGAUCAUGGUGGGCUCCGGCGGCGUGGGCAAGUCCGCGCUCACGCUGCAGUUCAUGUACGACGAGUUCGUUGAAGACUACGAGCCCACUAAGGCAGACAGCUAUAGGAAGAAGGUAGUGUUGGACGGUGAGGAGGUUCAGAUCGACAUCCUGGACACGGCGGGGCAGGAAGACUACGCCGCCAUCAGAGAUAACUACUUCCGAUCAGGAGAGGGCUUCCUCUGUGUCUUCUCCAUCACUGAGCCUGAGAGCUUUGAUGCCACGCAAGAGUUCAGAGAACAGAUCCUGCGCGUGAAGAACGACGAGAACAUUCCGUUCCUGCUGGUGGGCAACAAGUCGGACCUGGCGGACAAGCGCCGCGUGCCGCUCGACACCUGCCGCGAGCGCGCGCAGCACUGGCAGGUGCCGUACGUCGAGACGUCCGCCAAGACGCGGGACAACGUCGACAAGGUGUUCUUUGACCUGAUGCGUGAGAUCCGGUCGCGCAAGUCUGACGACAGCCGCGCCACCAACGGGGACGUCAAGGGGAAAAAGCGGAGGAAAAUCAAGUGCGCCAUAUUGUAGGCAGAGACCCGAUACUAUACUACAGGCGCUCGUCUCGUCAGCGAUACGUCGCACCGCGGGCCGUGCGGGGCUUGCUGUGUGUCGCGUGGCCUCGUGCAGUACGUCCACGUACGACGUCCAGUCGGCGGACUGUCUGUGUACGGACUGACAUACAACAAUCGCCACACGCCUUCUACUCCACUAAUCAAUAACACAUCUUGUAAAUUCGUGUAUUGUAUUUGAAACUCUGUUACGUGGACGUGAAGGUCGAAGGUCGCGUGUCGCGUGUCGCCGGCACGUCCACAUGUACUAGGUGUAAGCAGGCUAUUGUAAAUUUUAAUAUAUUUCGCCCACUUUGGUGCUUGCAUUUAUUGAAUACUGUUUGUAACGAAACUCGUCGAAACAAUACAUUUUAUAAAGUAACUUUUAAAUAGUUUAGUUUAAUAUCGCGCCCCGACUGGUUGUGGUUCUCAUACGUUGUCCUGCUUCAGCCGACACCCGCGGCGGCGCGAGUGUACGAUACAAUACAUUUUGACACGACUCAUUACAAACAGAAUUCCAUAAUAUUUUUACGAAUGAAAUAUUGUUGUAUCAAAGCUUAGUGCUUUCGCGUUACAUGUCCGUGUAGAGGGCGCCGCGCCGCGACCUCGUGUCGGACAUUGUCCGUACAAUAUGCGACACGGGGUCGCACUCGCAUGCUCGGUAGCGUAAGUUUUGUAUUUAUUUCUAUGUAUAAGUGCUAAAUGUAUUGUGUAAUGUGUUGAGGGUACUGUUCGUACGUGUUUGCAGAAAUAGUAUUUGUUCCGACUACGCAAUGUAAGAGCUAGUCAGAUGUUCGGUUGAAAUCUCAUGAUGAAUCUGUUUGGUUACUAAAUAUAUAUAUACUGUACGUUGUAGGGGUGUGGACUGCACGGGCUCACGAUCUCCUAGAAUACUAUUUCAGUGAACAUCCGUGUGUUGUCUGCGCCGGCGCAGGGCGGGGGGUGUGGGUACUAUAUAUACCUAUAUAUAUAUAUAUAGGGGCGCUUCACUCAGUAGCCGGUAGUUGUCACGUCUUGUAUGUUACGCGCCUCGAGUCUCUGACUGCCAUCACGCACACUACAUUAUUAUAACACAUUUCUUGCAGUUAAUAUUAAAUUUCCACUGACCCGUUGGUAUCUAAUUCGUUUAUACUCCCAGUGAGACGAUGGCAGUCAGAAACUCGAAGCUACUAUAUAAAUGUAAUGCUAAGUUUUGUAUGCAAUAAAGUCUGAUAUUUUUAAAUCUCCACGAUUUACUUUUUAUAUUGGAUCGUUGAUCUGUUCCUCGGUCUGUUCGCCUCACCUACUUGUGUACUGUGGAUGUUUCUCAAUGUCGCCUGGUGAAUGAUGCAGUUGAGAUGAUGUCUCGUGGUGAACAGCUGGGCUGGUCAGUAGAACGAGUGCCGAGGUAUGGUGUACCGUAACCUCGGCCCUGUGUGAUGCCAUUACGAUUUGUUUUGUCCACUUAGUGCAACGCACGCGUAGCAAUAACAUAUUUAGCAUAAUAUACUGUUCGGGGCAGGUGUGUAUAUCUAGCAGGUCCCCGACUGCCAACACGAAGUAAUAUUGUAAGUGGUUACUCAGUAGCUACUACUCUGUCUCUCCCCUGUAGCGUGUCAUAUGCCGAUAGCAACUGUCCGAGAUAGGCUUAAACUUUUGUAAUCAUAGUUUCACAGUUACUGUCGACAGAUGGUGGUGUUUCGAACAUUAUAUUCCGAUGUACUUGUAAUGUCUAUAAGCUAGUUACUUUAGUUCACAAAUCUAUGGAUUAUGUACCUACGUGUAUGUAUGUAUGUAUAUCGAAGUCACAGGAACAAAAUGAUUGAUAUAAAGCAGGAAAUAUACAGAUUUGCAAAAU
Messenger RNA from Spodoptera litura, 2945 nucleotides. It is a transcript of the gene Rala, whose product is annotated as Ras-like protein A. Gene Ontology annotation, cellular component: membrane. Gene Ontology annotation, biological process: signal transduction. The record is from RefSeq and is a predicted model, not a curated record. Lineage: Eukaryota; Metazoa; Arthropoda; Insecta; Lepidoptera; Noctuidae. Gene Ontology annotation, molecular function: GTPase activity; GTP binding.